AUGCCGCUGCUUCUGGGAGCUGCUUGAGCCAUGGCCACCUCAGCGAGUUCCCACCUGAGCAAAGCUAUAAAGCAGAUGUACAUGAAGCUGCCUCAGGGUGAAAAGGUGCAAGCUAUGUACAUCUGGAUUGAUGGGACUGGGGAGCACCUGCGCUGUAAAACCCGGACGCUGGACCAAGAGCCCAAGAGCAUUGAAGAUCUACCUGAGUGGAACUUUGACGGCUCUAGCACCUUCCAGUCUGAGGGUUCAAACAGUGACAUGUACCUUCUCCCUGCUGCCAUGUUCCGGGACCCUUUCCGCAAGGACCCCAACAAGCUGGUUCUUUGUGAGGUCUUCAAGUACAACCGCAAGUCAGCAGAGUCAAACCUCCGGCAUACCUGUAAACGGAUUAUGGAUAUGGUGUCCAACCAGAUCCCCUGGUUUGGGAUGGAGCAGGAAUACACUCUUCUUGGGACAGAUGGACAUCCAUUUGGCUGGCCUUCCAAUGGCUUCCCUGGGCCCCAGGGUCCAUAUUACUGCGGCGUAGGAGCAGACAAGGCCUAUGGCAGAGACAUUGUGGAAGCGCAUUAUCGUGCAUGUCUCUAUGCUGGUGUUAAAAUUGGAGGAACAAAUGCAGAAGUGAUGCCUGCACAGUGGGAAUUCCAGGUGGGCCCGUGCGAAGGGAUUGAGAUGGGGGAUCACCUCUGGAUUGCACGCUUCAUCCUACAUCGGGUGUGUGAAGACUUUGGGGUAAUCGUGUCCUUCGAUCCCAAACCCAUCUCUGGGAAUUGGAAUGGAGCCGGUUGCCACACCAACUUCAGCACCAAGUCCAUGAGGGAGGAAGGAGGCCUCAAGCAUAUAGAAGAGGCCAUUGAGAAGCUCAGCAAACGGCACCAGUACCAUAUCCGCGCUUACGACCCAAAAGGGGGGCUGGACAACGCCAGGCGCCUGACAGGCUUCCACGAGACAUCCAGCAUCCACGAAUUCUCUGCUGGCGUGGCCAACCGUGGGGCCAGUAUCCGUAUCCCCAGAAAUGUGGGCCAAGAAAAGCAGGGCUACUUCGAGGACCGCCGGCCCUCUGCCAACUGCGACCCUUAUGCUGUGACGGAGGCACUAAUCCGUACAUGUCUUCUCAGCGAAACCGGGGAUGAGCCCUUUGAGUACAAGAACUAA
Emys orbicularis (European pond turtle) is the source of this 1152-nucleotide messenger RNA. It is a transcript of the gene GLUL, whose product is annotated as glutamate-ammonia ligase. The record is from RefSeq and is a predicted model, not a curated record. The transcript is spliced from 7 exons. Gene Ontology annotation, cellular component: cytoplasm. NCBI's taxonomy places the organism in Eukaryota, Metazoa, Chordata, Testudines, Emydidae. The coding region runs from base 31 to 1152 and encodes 373 amino acids. Gene Ontology annotation, molecular function: glutamine synthetase activity.